GCCAUGACCAACAAGUUCCUCAGCGAUACGGUGUCUGCCUUCCAGCUGGGCCAGACGGUCCUCGCCAAAGUGACCAACCUGGAUGAGGAGAAACGGCGCUUCCUGGUCACGCUGAAGAUGUCAGAGGUCAUCUCUCCGGACGGCGAUGCAGAGACCAGACUCUUCAACGGCGUGCAGGAGAGAAAAGCUGUGUCUGGAAUGUUGGCUAGCAGAGAGAACAGUGAUCUCCACCAGCAGCUGUCUGCUCUGGCUGUGGGGGAGAAGCUGAAGCUGACUGUAGAUACUAGCUCCAAGGAAAGCGGCGCCACAUUUAAGUCUGAUGAUUUGACCAGUGCCACCAUACUGGCCACCAAGCACCAUGUCAUGGGUAUGUGUUUCACCAGGAACUAUUUGAAAU
This is a messenger RNA of Notothenia coriiceps (black rockcod), 397 nucleotides long. RefSeq names its product protein RRP5 homolog. The annotation marks the transcript as partial. The transcript has 2 exons. The record is from RefSeq and is a predicted model, not a curated record. Gene Ontology annotation, molecular function: nucleic acid binding. NCBI's taxonomy places the organism in Eukaryota, Metazoa, Chordata, Actinopteri, Perciformes, Nototheniidae.